AUGAAUGUCCGUGAGCGUCUGAAGAUGCUCCUUGAAGGAGAUGAGGGUCUCAAAGACUUGGAUACCCACUUGAACCAGGCUCGAGCCGUCCAACCUGCCCCAGGUGCGGAUAAAGCUGACCCUGUCGAGUCCAACAAAGCUAAGCAAGGCGUAAGUGGACAUGCUCUCCCAGUUGAUUUUGACCCGGAGAAUGGCAUGGAGUACCGUGGCCAGUUUCCUUUGUCGUACAUUCGUACCCAUGUGGUUGGAGAGCUAGCUGGGUCGGAAGACAAGCUUUUGACCAUCGAGCAGGAUGGUCGCCCCCACGGUCGUACCUCGAAGAUGCGCCUUGAUCUCUCUGGCUUGCCCAAAGAUGACUGGGGCGGCGGCGGUGUUUCUGACAGGGAUUCCGACGAGGAGCAGGUCACUGCGAUCCCAGUUUCCCAGUCGUUCACUUCGGCCGUCACAAUGGCUCGUUUCCCUUUCAAAUACCUCCAAGGAGAGAAUUCCAAGAGAGUUAAUGAGCAGUUCUAUAAGAGGGAUAAGUUCUGGAGUCGAACCUGGGACCUGUAUUAUCUGUCUGUCCCAAGGGUUGUUUCUCAAACCCCGUUUCUUUUGAUUCGCACUUCCCAAGCUCAAGCACUGCUCGAGGAAAUCAAUUCGGCUCUGAACCUCAAUUUGACUCUCACGGGCGUUGGUAAGGAAGGCCUCGUGAUUGAAAUUGACGAUGAAAAGCUGCCGCAGCCUGUGUACCUUGGACGAAGCAGCAGCCGUGAUCGAAAGGCUAAAUUGGAGGGCAAGGUUCCCUCGCCUCCAGAAAAUUGGGGACCCUGGGCACAGCUGGUUGAGCCGCAUGUUUUCGAGGACUUUGAAAGAAAAAUCAAGCAGUCUAUCGCCACAAUCAAGACCAAGAAGAAUACCCAAAAGCAGGCAGCCCAAGAUGCUCGAUUGAAGAAGUGGCAGGAGUGCCUAUGCCGUGUGCAGGCCUACUUUGGGCUGCGUCCUGUGUUGCAGCCGAAUGUUACACAGCCGUCGUUUGCCAAUGGUCAGAUUGAAGCGAUUGAUGUUCUGAAACCUGUCAAAUGGGCCUUUCAAGAUGCCCCCAUUUUCAUCAGCAUUGAUCUUGAGUGGAUGGACUGUCACGGCUCUCUGGGAUCUCUGACUGAGGUCGGAAUUUCGACUCUGGAUAUGUUGGAUUUGGAAGAUGUGUUCCCUGGUGAUUAUGGAGAGAUGUGGGUGAAACGAAUUCGAUCCCGCCACCUACGUGUGAAGGAGUACCGAAACUGGGUUAACGAUACUUACACUCCCGGAUGUCCUGGUCGCUUCCGAUUCGGCGAGAGUGAGAUGAUUCCAUACGCCGAAAUUGCGAACGUUGUGGACGCUGCAUUCCACCCCCCAUACAUGGUUCCCUUGGAGGAAGAAAAGAUCGCCGCACACAAGUACCAGAAGCGCACCGUGAUCUUGGUCGGUCUCGACCUCCAUGGUGACAUUACCCAUCUCCAGAGAGCGGGAAGCCAGGUUUUUAUCAAUCUGAACGAAACAUCUUCGGUCAUUCGUGAGACUGUCGAAGUGGCAGAGCUGUACCGUGUUAAUGCCGGGGAGAACCAGAACCGGGGUCUUCGAGCACUGCUGGGAUUGCUGAAUAUUUUGAGUCCUGACCUGCACAAUGCCGGAAAUGAUGCAUACUACACCUUGCACGCUCUUCUGCGAUUGAUGUUGAGAGCAGCUGGGGAGAAGCCGUGGGGCUAUGAAAGCGCCAAAGUCGGUAACGACGAGCCCAACGUUAAGCGGAGUGAUGAGCGCAAGGGUGAGCCCCCUGUCACGGCCAAUACCAAGAAUCAACACCAGGAUGAGCGCGAUGGACCCACGUUUGAACCCGCGGCUGCAAUGUAUGAAGAAACCGACAACAACACUGACGAAGUCCCCGUUUGGAGUCACUAA
This is a messenger RNA of Penicillium expansum, 1920 nucleotides long. RefSeq lists its product as uncharacterized. The record is from RefSeq and is a predicted model, not a curated record. Bases 1 to 1920 code for a protein of 639 amino acids. Gene Ontology annotation, cellular component: nucleus. NCBI's taxonomy places the organism in Eukaryota, Fungi, Ascomycota, Eurotiomycetes, Eurotiales, Aspergillaceae. The transcript is spliced from 2 exons.